This is a messenger RNA of Melampsora larici-populina 98AG31, 2502 nucleotides long. RefSeq names its product putative glycogenin (gene MlpGLGEN). The transcript has 4 exons. The record is from RefSeq and is a predicted model, not a curated record. NCBI's taxonomy places the organism in Eukaryota, Fungi, Basidiomycota, Pucciniomycetes, Pucciniales, Melampsoraceae. Gene Ontology annotation, molecular function: glycosyltransferase activity. Gene Ontology annotation, cellular component: cytoplasm. Bases 1 to 2502 code for a protein of 833 amino acids.
AUGGCCCCAUAUGCAUUUGUCACCAUGCUCACCUCUGAUCCAUAUCUGCCUGGCUGCUUGGUCACGGCACAUUCGAUUAAACAAUCGGAGAAAGACAACGCAGCUCAAGACUUUGAUCUUGUCUGCCUGAUCACGUUGGACUCCGUCAGCGUCGAGUCAAUCAAAGCACUCAGAAAAGUCUACAACCUCGUCAUUUCAGUUGAUGCGAUCAGCUCAUCCAACAAAGAUGAGCUCAACUUGCUCGGCAGGCAGGAUUUAUCUGGUACCAUCACCAAGAUACAUAUAUGGAGACUAGUCCAGUAUCAAAAGGUCAUCUAUGUUGAUGCGGAUACCCUGAUCCUCAAAUCAAUAUCUCACCUAUUUCAACUUCCGAAUGAGUUCUCGGCCUCUCCAGAUACUGGCUGGCCCGAUUGUUUCAACUCCGGCCUUAUGGUCAUUCAACCAAACCUAGAUGUAUUCGAUCGACUCUAUGCUUUCUUCUUCGAGCGUGGUAGUUGGGAUGGCGGGGACCAGGGAGUUUUGAAUGAUUUUUUCAGUAGUGAUGAUGAGACAUUCGAAGAUGGAACCCAACGUCCAACGUGGAAUAGACUCAGCUUCGCGUAUAAUGUCACUCCAUCCGCGUAUUACAGUUACGCCCCGGCUUAUAGACGAUUUGGAAAAAAUAUCUUCAUGAUACAUUUCAUUGGGCAAGAAAAGCCUUGGCAUCUACUAGGCAAACGUCAAUUCAAAACCCAGACUCAACUCGCGUCCUCAACAGGGUUACCCCCCGUAGAUUAUGAUGCACUUCUACACAAAUGGUUCGACGUGUACGAAAGAGCCUAUGGACCCAUCAAGCUUUCCGAUUCGACCUACACGGAGCACGACUUUGCAUUUCCGAAAUACGCUGCUCAAUGGGACAGUCAAAAGCCUAGUCGAUAUGAGCCUCCGUCGUUUGACAAAUUGAAACAAAUGUUUACUAGAAAGACAGACAGCAACCUUAGUUCCAUUCCCGUUCUUCAUGGCGAAGUAUAUGAAGGCGGGUGUGAGGGUAGCUAUAUGAGCAUGCCUCUGCCUGGCAGGCCCCAUCGCUUUCUUACUCAACACGGAUUUGAAACUCGGGAUGAUAAAGGAAAAAAUAGAGAACCAAGUAUGUCUUCCUCUUAUGAAUCAGUGCCUGUCAGUGAACUUCCUGCGGCACCGUGCGACGAUCACCCCAUCGAAUCCGAUACAACUCCGCGACAUCUGGAACCCUCCGAAUCCCCCGUUGAUGAGACUUCGUUCCCCGUGCAAUCAACUUCGGUAGAUAUGGCGUCCACCGCUUCAAAUCAUGAAAAAUCUGAUUCGGGAUCACAUCACCAUCAACCAUGGGAUGCGACCCGAUCCCCUCCGCCUAAUCAAGGCUUCCAGAUGAGCAACCCCAUCACGAAGCGCUAUGAAGCUGCUUGGGAUCAACCCGUGCAACAUCAAGCUGCUCAAUUCUUUCAACCUCCGCCACAAGCAAAAGGUUAUAUUCCGCCAAUCACUCAUCAGGAUUAUAGUCAAAUAACUUCUAGUUCUCCCAGUUUGCAAUCCGUCAAGCCUAUCUUCCCUUGGGAACAAACCUCACGCAACUGGAAAACUUCUCGAGUCUUUCCAGAAGAAACGGAAGUCCCGCAAAAUGACGAGAGCCGCAGUCGUAUGCAAAGUUACAAUUCCGACGCGUUCAGUGAUGAUGCACAUCUCCACCAACAAGAUCAACAGCCUUCCAUCGACCAAGCCAACUUGACUGAGCUGUACCGUAAUGCAUGGGAUGAACAUCCAUUCAUCAGACGAUAUGCCAAUGCUCUUGCCGGAUCCUCCAAUUCAUCUCGAGUCCGUAGCGAGGGUGGUACUCGAGAGUCACUUGUAGCGCAAUUGGCCCAAACUCCCCAUCUGGAGAGAAAAUCCUUUCUCAGCGGAAGUCACUUUGACGAUCCUCCUUCAUCAAACCCAGAAGUCUCGGAGGCAGCUGCAACGUUUCGUCUCAGGCGCGACUCUGAAACUAGUAGUAGGGAUGGGGACGAAGAAGAUGUAGGUUCAGAUGACGAGGGUAGUGAGGACGGAGCCGAGACAAGUAGACGAGCGUUGAAGAUUGACGCAAUGCCGGUGAUCCUUCCAGGUCGUCCUACAGGGCCAAUGAUUGCACCACGACGUCCUCCACUUUAUCAUGGUAACGAGUCGGUAGGCUCAGUGUCUAGAGUUCCAACAGUCAGAUCAAUCAUAAUCGGAGUUCCCAUCGGGGUCGAUCAAAAAACUGGUGCUGGGGAAUUUGAGAGUGUUCAACGGCGAGGAUUGGGAAGGAAUAACGGACUAGAAAUUGAGAGUGAAUCUCGACCUGGAUCACUUGCUUCCUUACCGGCACCUAAACCUAGCCGUGUGUUUUCACCUACUACUGAUACUGGAAGCUUGAAGAAAUCGGGACUGGAUGCAUUACAAAAAUUGGUGAAUGAGAUGGAAAAUCAAAAACGAUUGGCAGCUGGAUCUACCCCACACGGCCCUAACUAA